AUGGCCCAUAUUACCAGCACUUCAACCUCUCUCAAGCGCCCCUCAGCGUCACAGUCCCCCGCCGAUGAAUCAGCUACAAAACGACAGAAACUACACUACCAUCACAACCACAAGCUCCAUCACCCCGUCAAGACACAACUUCAAGAACCUGCGCUGCUCGACGAUGGCGUUGUGACGCAUCUACUUGAAUGCUCGAUUGGGCAGAUCUUGACGAAAACCGGUUACGACGUUGCGGAGCCUGCGGCGCUGGAUGCUUUUCGACAGGCAACUGAAGAAUAUAUCCUUCACUUGACAUCAUUUGCGCGCGAAUCAAUGAUAGCAGGCAGACGAAUACAGCCCAUCCCUCAAGACUUUGAAUUCGCGCUCCAGCAAGCCUACGUCGGCACCGAAGAAUUAGAACCAUAUAUCAAAGCCACCAAAGCCGAAAAGAUUAUCCCCACACUUCUACCCAGUCCUCCUCCUGAAGAAGAUGAGGAUGUUUUUGGCGCGUUCAGCGAUAUACCAGUCCUCGGCAAAGAGCUAAGUGGCGAAGACGAACGGCAACGAACCAGCUACAUACCCGCACAUUUCCCGCAUUUCCCCAGCAAACAUACGUAUCGAUUUACACCUGUGUACACAGAACGAGAGACCGAUCCACGGCGAAUACGGGAGCUGGGCAUGGAGGAUAGUCGGCAUGGAGAAGAAGCUUUGCGCAAGUUGGCGCGUGCAGCGUUCAAGGAUACGCAUGCUACUGGGACCGGGAAAAGCGAGAAACGGUUAUGGGGACGGAAGGCGGAGAGUGCGGAGACAAUGUUCGAGAAGACGAUUAGAGGGUUGAAUAAGAGGAAACCUAUUACGGCGGCGGCGGCGGCGGAGGGUCAACAAUCGAUUGAUUCGCAAGGUGCGGCACAGAAGGAUGCGAAAUUUUCGUUGUCGAAUCUCGAUCUAGCGCCUAUUGUGAAUUGUGAGAGGAGUUUUUGGAGGAAGAAUACAUCGAGCACACAAAAAGCUGAGAAGUUGCCUGACACGAAUGAGUCUGCUAUUGCGAAGGUUGAGCGAUGGGUGUCGACUUGA
This is a messenger RNA of Talaromyces amestolkiae, 1053 nucleotides long. RefSeq lists its product as uncharacterized. Gene Ontology annotation, biological process: transcription initiation at RNA polymerase II promoter. Gene Ontology annotation, molecular function: protein heterodimerization activity. The transcript has 2 exons. The record is from RefSeq and is a predicted model, not a curated record. The coding region runs from base 1 to 1053 and encodes 350 amino acids. NCBI's taxonomy places the organism in Eukaryota, Fungi, Ascomycota, Eurotiomycetes, Eurotiales, Trichocomaceae. Gene Ontology annotation, cellular component: transcription factor TFIID complex.